Arabis nemorensis is the source of this 207-nucleotide messenger RNA. Lineage: Eukaryota; Viridiplantae; Streptophyta; Magnoliopsida; Brassicales; Brassicaceae. The record is from the annotation of a GenBank genome assembly.
AUGAUCCUAAAGGUGUUGUUCGAUGAAGCCAAAGAUUUUAAGGUUGAGUUUGGGGAGUUGGAGAUCUCUAGAUCUGGCUCCGAUGGUCCGUUUCACGGCGGAUCUGGUGUCUACAGAGACAAUGAGCGGACUGGUGGUCUGGUGAACCGCGAAUCUGGUGCCGAGGUUGUGGGUGCGGUGAUGGAUGGAUAUCGUGUUUGGCUGUAG